Molecule: messenger RNA, 1869 nt
Organism: Dissoconium aciculare CBS 342.82
Lineage: Eukaryota; Fungi; Ascomycota; Dothideomycetes; Mycosphaerellales; Dissoconiaceae
Exons: 2
Coding region: 485-1780 (431 amino acids)
Biological process (GO): regulation of DNA-templated transcription
Molecular function (GO): DNA-binding transcription factor activity, RNA polymerase II-specific; zinc ion binding
Source: RefSeq, a predicted model, not a curated record
CCGCCCCGCCAGGUAUGUGCGGUUUGGGCGGUUUCAGGGUCUAGGCUUCUUCCGCAGACCCUGGUUCACCCAAGCUUGAGAGUCGGGCGGGAGCACCUCCUCGUGGCUGAACGCCCUGUCUCGACCCUGCAUGUCGAGAGAUUAUCGUACAACAAUCACACGGCUAUCGGUAUCGGGAUGGUCCCGUAUUUUCGCAAAAUGUCGUGUCGUGUCGAACCUCGUGUGUCGGAUUCCGAUGACGCGACUCCGACAACAUGCUCUUCUGACCUGCUGCGAUGAUGCCGACCCGACUUCACCAGGAUCCCAUCUUGGACAACGUCUCGAAUACGUACUGAAAGAGCUAUUGAAGAAGUAGCAGCGGUCUUGCCCUCCAAAAGAUAUCAUAUUGGAAUAGUCCUAUCGUGGUGCCUGUUUGCAAUUUAAUGACUGCUGGUCGCAACCGACUCACGAGCCUCACUGGAAUGUCCUGAAAGCCGCUGGAAAGAUGGCGAGAGACGUGAUGUUCGUGUCUUCAAACUCAAUUAAGACCAAGGUGAAGACGGGCUGCGGAACCUGCAGGAUACGAAAGGUGAAAUGCGACGAAGGAAAACCGUGCUGCGGGAAUUGCGUCGACACGGGCCGUCGUUGCGAUGGCUACAAAUCUGCCUUCAGGAACUACACUCGGAAACCGACAUCGGGCACACAGGAUGGAACUGGUACCGCACGGCCUUGUGUUGGUUCCCAGCCAUCGCUGCCUGCAUCCAUGACGGGAAAUCCUGCUCAUGAUGUCGGCCUUCUCAAUCAAUAUUUCUCGACGAAAACGCUCUUUGACGUCCAACUAGACUGCAAGGAGGAGGCACGCGAUGUCCUUGAAGCUAGCUUGACAGACCCGGCUAUCCAACAUGCAAUCUCCUCGCUCGUUUCCCUCCGCGCUCAUCUUGCAGCGAACGGCGGGGCUGCAGCCACCGCUGCAGCGCAAUCCACUGGGUCCGGCCAUGACCAUAGCACCUUAGAGUACUGUAUCGCACUGAGGGCCAUUGCCACCAACUUGUCGUCCCAGGGUCCGCAUGCGUUGAGGUCCGCGCUGCUUUGCUGUCAGAUCUUCAUCAGCAUCGAACAAGCGCGACAGAACUUUGCCGUCAUGGCUCAACAUAUGGUCCAAGGACUCAACAUCAUGCGUGAAUAUCGAGCAAGGCCGAGUUUGGACCCGACCGGUACCACGCUGCUGUCCUCCCGCGAAGACCUGCCCCUGUUGGAUGUCUUCCUGAUCAAGAUGUUUGCCGCACCAUGCAGACAAUCCGAACCUCCGACGCCAUCUGCCGCCACAGCACCACCUGAUGACGGGGCUUUCGGAUAUCCCACACCACCCCAGGAGCCAUGCAUGAGCUACAGCAACCUGCGCGUCCUGGCGCCCGACCAGCGGGCCGAGCUGAACAAGAUUGCCGCGUCGACGCUCGAUUUCCUGAACAGGGCUUCGCGCGUCCAGUCAGCCGCGGAUGCCCUGCAGCUGCUGCCGACGAAGACGUCCCUACUAGCUGCGCUCCAAGCAUGGCCUAGCGGAUUCGACACCGGCCACAUGAUGGACAUGCAGGCCGCAGGACCGGAGCCAAUAGCGACGUCCUUUUUGCGCUUGUUCCAUCGGGUUUUGAAUGUCAUUCUUCUAGGCGCCGUUUCCCAUUCCCCGAGUUUUGCUGUUGACCUGCAGGAGGAGAAGUCUCGCUUGCUGGAGAUUGCGGAUGGUAUUGAUGAGCGCUUGAAAACUUUUGGGUCGUCGCGUGAUGGUGCUGGUGUUAGUCCUUAGAUACACGUUUGGAGAUUGCAACGUACACGAUGAGAAAUUUCAUUUACGCUCAGCUGCAGAAUUCCAAUCGUACGAGAGUUUGUUCCGCG